Molecule: messenger RNA, 4143 nt
Organism: Nylanderia fulva
Lineage: Eukaryota; Metazoa; Arthropoda; Insecta; Hymenoptera; Formicidae
Biological process (GO): G protein-coupled receptor signaling pathway
Cellular component (GO): plasma membrane
Molecular function (GO): G protein-coupled receptor activity
Source: RefSeq, a predicted model, not a curated record
GAGAGAGAGAGAGAGUGAGAGAGAGAGGGAGAGAGUGGAGCGUAGAUAUUUUGUGGAAAGGCGGAAAGCAGAAUUGUGCCAAGCGUUCGUCACGCAUCGAGUGCUCGCCACGGUUGGGUGGAAAAAAACGCGCCGUUUUCCAGGGAAAAAUGAGAGCGACGUCUUCAUGCACGUGAAACUAUAGGAGGAGAGAAUCUGACACUAUUCUCGAGAAGGUAGGAAAUGUACGGCGCCGAGAGGGAGGAAGUGUCUGAAAGUUGGUUACAUACGUAUGAUCUGAGCAGUACUAUGAUUCCCAAUAUAAGUACAGCGAUUGAGGAUGAGGAGCAUUUUUGCAAGCUUAUUCUGUAUAAGGAAAUCAAAGAUUCAAGAGUACGAAUAUGGGAUGUCAUCAUUCUAAUACCAAAUCUGUUGUUCCUUCUAUUCAUCGCGAUGCGAUUCAACAGAGCAAGGCUUAAAUUACGUGCAACGAGUAGUCCGAUAUUUUUAGCGUUUUACGGUCUCGUUAUUUGUAAUGUAGUUAUAUCAGUGAUACGCUGCAUUGUAUCGAUGUCUGUAAACGCAGCGGCGACAGUUGGUGGCAAGGCUGACAAAGUUUUGUGGGUCACAGUGAGAUUUUUUCUACUAUCUACCGAGAUGAGUGUAGUUAUAUUUGGUUUAGCAUUUGGUCACUUGGACAGCCGUUCUAGUAUUCGUAGAGUACUACUUGCAACAUCAUUUAUAGCAUUGGCUUUCACGAUCACUCAAGGAACAUUGGAAUUAGUUCUGCCGGACGAUACAUUUCAUAUUCCCAGCCGUGAUUUUUACGUGUUUGGUCACGGCGGCAUGAUGUUUUGGUUUUGCAGCAGUCUCGUUUUUACUACGAUAUAUCUCUUCAUAUUAAUACUGCCAUGGACACGGUUACGAGACCGCCUAGCACUUCCUACACGGAAAAGCUUUUACAUUUAUGCUGGAACGCUGGCGACGUUGGAUUUAGUGCAAUCAAUUGGUGCAGGCUUUCUAAACUAUACUCAAAAUCCAGUGGGAUUAUGCAUUGUAGAUUUCACAGCAGCAGUAUAUUUAACUCUUUUUACUCCUUUGGUUUAUCAUACAUUCCUAUCGGAAUUCUUCGGGGUUUCACAACCAUCAAUAAUGUUCUCUUACAAGGCACAAGUGGACGACGCAAUGGACGAAGACACGGUGUCGUUACCGCAUCAACAGAGUUUUUCAUCCUUGAAAACCGACAGCGAUUACAUCUAUCAGGUCCAUACUCCUUCUAUUCACAUACCGCUGUAUGAUUCUCAAGCAUUGAAAUCCUCCAAGCAGGGAGCUUCUCUUUAUUCCUUAACAUCAGCUAGAGACCCGAAAAAUAGCGACUCGAGCACCUUCGGUUCACCAAUUAGAUCGUUUCGCUCGACAACCGGUAUUAAAAGCUUCGAUAGAGAUCUGACCAUAGAAAAGAAUAUUUCGGAAUUGACUAAUUAUCCUUUGAUCAGAUCUGACUUAUCCUCCCAAAAGAGCGUGCCGGAUUUAAGACUCUCCAGCCCGAGCAGGAAAGCCAUUUCUGUGACGCAUGUUAAGUACGAUGGUCCCAGUAGUGUCUCAAAUUUGCUCUUCUCGCCCGAUACCGCUAGUAACUUUCUCUACAAACCGAAAACAAUCGACAGUAACGUUAACUUGUACUCUCAAACGAGAAAAAGUAGCUUAGAAGGCGUGUUGGAUAACGCUUCUGCGGAUCCCGCGGCUAUAGUUGAGAACAUUCCGCAUGGAGACAGUAAUUUUUCGGAAAUACCUCAGGUUCCAGCGCUAGAAAAUAGCUUACAGUCCAUUUUGGAGAGUUGCACGCACAAAAUUGAAACGGAGGAUUUCCAAGAAUCUCGAUUAAGCGAUGAUUUAGCGCUCCAAGAGAGCGCUUCCACCAUAAAUCAGAGCUAUUUAAUGACGCGUUUAGAGACUGAUUUCUCAAAAGACUAUUCGGACGAUAUGAUGUCCAGUACAUCUACUAAUACUUCGAACACCACGCAACAAUUACUUCCUAGAUCGAGUUUCUCUCGUUCAACCGUAGCCUAUCGAAAGAACAAAAAUAAUUCGAAAGAAGGAGAAUCGGGCGGUUUAAGUGAUUAUUUGUUAUCUAUAACAUCCCCAAAAUUCAAUCACAGCGUUUAUGACUCGACCCAGUUCGACACGAACGCUACGCCAAUCAACCCGCUCUACGCGGCGUCUCUUCAAAGUCCAGAUAGUAUUACCGGUUACAGUAUAGACAGUCAAGAAGCACCGAACCCGCCAAAUGGUUAUCAACAAUGAACUGUCGCGCAUAUCGGUUCGGUGUGCUACGGAAAAAGCUACAGAACGAACCUGGAUACACACGAACAAUUAUUUCAACGAUCAAAUCAUUUAAUUUUACUAAGAACUUUGUGAAAUCCCCCUUUAAAUAUGAAGAAGAAUUCGCUACUUUUCCUCGAAAGGAGCGUGUCAUACGAAAAAAUUCGAAAUUAGAAUGAAAGUAGCGUUAAGAUUGUCGCGAGUCUAAGGAAGGAUUCUAGUCGCUCUUAAAGAAUUCUCAAGGCCGUAAUAAACACAGAUGCUUUCGGUCUUCAUGUGAUAGUUGGCACUUGGUGCGCCAAAUUGUGAUCGCAAAAUGCUGGAAGAAAUCUCAUAGAGACUCGGAAUCUCCAGAUAGUUUUAAUUUGCUUUAUUAUUAGGGCCUGAGGUUUUUUCUCGAAGGAUAAUUAGAAGGUGUAUAGCGUUAAUUUAUAUUAUUUUUGUACUUAAAUAGAUACUUUGUGUGAGAUCGUCGCGCGAGUGAAUUUUUUAUAGCACAUGAAAAAUAGAACUUUUUCUUCAGCAAAACGCAUUUAUCCUAAAGCAUGUACAAGAUGUAUAGGUCGUUUUAGGAUUCACAUACUGCCUCUCGAACGCAGACAUAUUCUCAUUAGUCGUACCUUUUCUUUUUACUCAUAAAAUAUAUCUUCGUCCAAGUAAAGAGAGUUCGGUAUAAGAUAUAAUUAGAGAAUAAAAAUUCAUAUCAACAUUUUUUUUAAAUUAUCACUAUUACGCAAUAACUACGUAAUAUGCGACUUUUGCAAUAUCCUGUCCUAUAUCUAUAUAUAUGCAGUGCGAUCAAUCUCGUAGCAAAGUUAGCAAUAUUAUUCCCGUCUUUAUUAUUUUGUAUUGAAAACUGCAAAAAUUGUGGUGUGGCGGAUUAUCAAUAAGACAAAAAUGAACACUUAGAUUUAACUUUCGAAUCUUGUUUAUCGUUUCUCCGUCCUUCUCAUCAAAGUGGACGUCGUCGUAUUGUUCGAAAGUGAUCCUUCUUGCGUGUGAAACUACAAGUCGCGCAAGCAACAAGUCGGACACUCGCUAUUUUCUUACUUUUGCAUCGAAAAUCAUUAGAUCGAUUAUACAUAUAAGGACAAUAGGAGUCAUUAAGAUUAAACGUCGUGCGGAGAUAAUUUUUUAGAUUUAAGAAAAACUCUUCGACACUCCAAUAACUAUUACUGAAGACUCCAUCCAUAAUGUAUAUACAUGAUCUGUAUUCUAAUGUAAAGGAUAUCGUACUAUUUAUAUAUAUUAAUAUAUAUACAUAUAUUUAUCGAUAUAUUAUAUAUCUACGUAAUCUGACGAUUGAGAUCUGAACAUUCACUCCUGCGUUAUUCGCGUUUUUUUAAUUGAUUUAUUUAUUUUUUUUUAAUUAAACGUUUAUUGGUCUUACGCAGGAGGAAAGAUAAGAGAAAAUAUACACAAAAUUAGCAUUAUAGAAUUGACGAAAUGUUUAUCAGGCCCGAAGACGCGAUUAUAAGUUCACGAGGUUGCAGAUCCUUCGUUUUCCUAUGUGCAUUUUAGACCAAGGAAAACUAAGAGCGAAAGAAAAAUCACAAGUGAUAACAUAACUACGUAUUUUCUAGCAUUUAAGUCAUUCGAACUUGUAUAUACGGAACGAAACAGCAUGGAACGGCGUUAAUUCUCUGUCAAUUGCAAUUGCUUUUUACCAUCUCCGACUAUCAAUCACCCCGCACUCUUCACGAACGUUACCUGCGAUCGUCUGACCGUGUGUGAUUCUUUUGUAAGCAUCGAGUGCAGUAUAUAAGGCAAUAUUAUGUGAUCGCGUCAUAUAGCUAUAUACUUGAUUGAAAAAAAGAUAAAAUAAAAAAUAAAUUACAAUUC